AUGCUGGCGGCUGGAUCUACUGUCCGGAAGGGAAUCUUUCCCUCCUUUGCCACGGUGCGCUUCAAGGGGGACGACCUCCACCAGAGCAAGCGACACUGGGACUGUGGGCUGAUCCCCAGUGGCGUCAUCGAUGACUUUGGGUUGGAGAAAGAUUUGUCGACGCUAUGGCUGAACAUCAUGACGAUGAACGUCCCUGACAAGUGCAUCGAUGCAGCGGGGCAUGCUGCCAUGCCAGGCAAGUGUCCCUGCAAUGCGAACCCACAGCAUGUGCAGCACGGCUACUCCACAACCAUUCGAGAUCCGAGGCACGAUGCGGAGGACCCAACACGCGAGAAAAGGUACAAUGAAGGACUGGAUUGA
This is a messenger RNA of Symbiodinium necroappetens, 360 nucleotides long. NCBI's taxonomy places the organism in Eukaryota, Dinophyceae, Suessiales, Symbiodiniaceae. The record is from the annotation of a GenBank genome assembly.